AUGGAGAGUAUGGAUAUUGGAGAGAAGACCUAUAAUUGUUAUGAUUAUGGUAAAGUUGUUAACCAGUCUUCAAAACUUAUUCAACAGCAGAUAAUUCAGAGUAAGCGGAAACACUGCAAGUGUAAUACAUGUGGAAAAGUCUUUAGUAACUCACCAAAUCGAAGUAGACAUAGGAAAGUUCAUACAGGAGAGAAGCAUUUCAAAUGUACAGCGUGUGGCAAAGCCUUUAAUCAGAGUUCAUAUUUAACUGAAAAUCUGGGAAUCCAUGCUGGGGAGAAACCAUACAAAUGUACAGAAUGUGACAAAGUCUUUAUCUGCUCUUCAUGUGUUACUCAACAUCAGCAAAUUCAUACUAGGGAGAGAUCUUAUAAAUGUGCAUCAUGUGGCAAGGCUUUUAAGCAAAGUUCAGCUUUAACUGAACAUCAGCAAAUCCAUACUGGGGAGAGACCUUAUAAAUGUACAGCAUGUGGCAAGGCUUUUAUGCAGAGUUCAACUUUAAUUCAACAUCAGCGAAUCCAUACUGGGGAGAGACCUUAUAAAUGUACACACUGUGGCAAAGCCUUUAUCAAUUAUUCAUUUCUUACUCGACAUGAACGAAUCCAUACUGGGGAGAGACCUUAUAAGUGUACAGCAUGUGGCAAGGCUUUUAAUCAGAUUUCAACUUUAACUCGACAUCAGAGAAUCCAUACUGGGGAGAGACCUUAUAAAUGUUCAGCAUGUGGCAAGGCUUUUAAGCAGCGUUCAGGUUUAACUGAACAUCAGCGAAUCCAUACCGGGGAGAGACCUUAUAAAUGUACAGCAUGUGGCAAAGUCUUUAUCCGUUAUUAUUUUCUUACUCGACAUCAGCGAAUCCAUACUGGGGAGAGACCUUAUGAAUGUACAGCAUGUGGCAAGGCUUUUAAGCAGAGUUCAACUUUAACUCAACAUCAGCGAAUCCAUACCGGGGAAAGACCUUAUAAAUGUACAGAAUGUGGCAAAGCCUUUAUCCGUUAUUAUUUUCUUACUCAACAUCAGCGAAUCCAUACUGGGGAGAGACCUUAUAAGUGUACAGCGUGUGGCAUGGCUUUUAAGGAGAUUUCAGCUUUAACUCAACAUCAGCGAAUCCAUACUGGGGAGAGACCUUAUAAAUGUACAGCAUGUGGCAAGGCUUUUAAGCAGAGUUCAACUUUAACUCAACAUCAGAGAAUCCAUACUGGGGAGAGACCUUAUAAAUGUACAGCAUGUGACAAGGCUUUUAAGCAAAGUUCAGGUUUAACUGAACAUCAGCGAAUCCAUACUGGGGAGAGACCUUUUAAAUGUACAGAAUGUGACAAAGCCUUUAUCAAUUUUUCAGUUCUUACUCAACAUCAGCGAAUCCAUACUGGGGAGACACCUUAUAAAUGUACAGAAUGUGGCAAAGCCUUUAUCAAUUUUUCACUUCUAACUCAACAUCAGCGAAUCCAUACUGGGGAGAGACCUUAUAAAUGUACAGCGUGUGGCAAGGCUUUUAAGCAGCGUUCAGCUUUAAAUAAACAUCAGCGAAUCCAUACUGGGGAGAAACCUUAUAAAUGUACAGACUGUGGCAAAGCCUUUUCCCAGAGUUCAAGUCUUUCUCGACAUCAGAGAGUUCAUGCUGCAGAGAAAUGUUAGAAAUGUAAGGAAUGUGGCAAAGGAUUUCCUCACAGAAUAUCUUUUAUCAAACAUCAGGUCUUCCACUACAGAAAAAAAAGUUACAAGUGUAAGAAAUGUGAGAAAGCCUUUACUAACUCAGCCAGUCUAAGUAGACACAGGAAAAUUCAUUCAGGAUGGAAACCUUUCAAAGGUACAGUGUGUGGCAAUGCUUCUAAUCAGAAUUCAAAGCUUAGUCAAGAUCGGCAAAUCCACACUGGCAAGAAACCUUAUGAAUGUAAGGAAUGUGGAAAAGCCUUUAUGUCUUGCUCAAAUCUUAGUCAACAUCAGCGAAUUCAUACUGGGGAGAAGCAUUAUAAAUGUACAAAGUGUGGCAAAGCCUUUAAUCAGAACUCAAAGCUUGCUCAACAUCAGCGAAUCCAUACAGAGCAGAAACCUUACAAGGCUAAGGAAAGUGGCAAAGCCAUUUUUAGGUGUUCACAUUUCAGUCUGCAUCAGCAAGUUCAUGCCAGGGAGAAACCAAGCAAAUGUAAAGAAUGUGGCAAAGUGUUUCCUUGUAGCUCAUGUCCUACUCAAUAUCAGGUAAUUCAUAUGCAGCAGAAAUCACACAAAUGUAUGAAGUGUGGCAAAGCCUUUAAUAAGAAGUCAAACCUUACUCAACACCAUAGAAUUCAUACUGGAGAGAAGCCUUAUAAAUGUAAGGAUUGUGGCAAAGAAUUUAAGCAGUGCUCAGGUCUCACUUACCAUCAGAGAAUUCAUACUGGAGAGAAGCCUUAUAAAUGUAAGGAUUGUGGCAAAGCAUUUAGACAGCACUCAUGUCUUACUAAACAUCAAGUAAUCCAUACUGGAGAGAAAUCUUAUAAAUGUAAAGAAUGCGGAAAAGCCUUCAGUUACUACUCAACUCUUACUAAACACCAGCGAAUUCAUACUGGAGAGAAGCCUUAUAAAUGUAAGGAUUGUGGCAAAGAAUUUAACCAGUGCUCAGGUCUCACUUACCAUCAGAGAAUUCAUACUGGAGAGAAGCCUUAUAAAUGUAAGGAUUGUGGCAAAGCAUUUAGACAGCAGUCAUGUCUUACUAAACACCAAGUAAUCCAUACUGGAGAGAAAUCUUAUAAAUGUAAAGAAUGCGGAAAAGCUUUCAGUCACUACUCAACUCUUACUGAACACCAGCGAAUUCAUACUGGGGAGAGGCCUUAUAAAUGUAAGGAUUGUGGCAAAGACUUUAGGAAGCACUCAGGUCUUACUUGCCACCAGAUAAUUCACACUGGAGAGAAACCUUAUAAAUAUAAAGAAUGCGGAAAAGCCUUCGGUCAGUACUCAAGUCUUUUUCAACACCAGCGAAUUCAUACUGGAAAGAAACCUUACAAAUGUAAAGAAUGUGGAAAAGCCUUUAUCAAGAACUCACAUCUUACUCGACAUCAGAGAAUUCAUACUAAAGAGAAACCUUAUAACUGUAAGGAAAGUGGCAAAGGCUUUAAUCAGAGCUCUCAACUUACCAAACAUCAGAAAACACAUACUGGAGAGAAACUCUAUAAGUGGAAUAAAUGUGGGAAAGUCUUUCCUCAAUUAUCAAAUCUAAACGGACACAGGAAAACCCAUACUGGAGGGAAACCUAACCAAUGCACAGAAUGUGGCAAAACCUUUAGCAAGCCCUCAAACCUUACUCGACAUCUCAGAACUCAUACUGCAGAGAAGACUUACAAAUGUACAGAAUGUGGCAAAGCCUUUACUCGGAAUUCAAACCUUAAUCAACAUAGGCGAAUCCACACUGGGGAAAAACCAUAUAAAUGUCCGAAUUGUGGGAAAGCUUUCAACCAAAGUACGGCACUUACUCGACAUCAGCGAAUCCAUACUGGGGAGAAACCAUAUAAAUGUCAGAAUUGUGGGAAAGCUUUUAACCAAAGUAGGGCACUUACUCGACAUCAGCGAAUCCAUACUGGGGAGAAGCCAUAUAAAUGUCAGAAUUGUGGGAAAGCUUUUAACCAAAGUACGGCACUUACUCAACAUCAGCGAAUCCAUACUGGGGAGAAACCAUACAAGUGUAAACAAUGUGGCAAAGCUUUUAGCAAUUGCUCAAAUCUCAAUCGACAUCAGCGAAUCCAUACUGGGGAGAAACCAUACAAGUGUAAACAAUGUGGCAAAGCUUUUAGCAAUUGCUCAAACCUUAAUCGACAUCAGAGAAUUCAUGCUGGGGAGAAGCCUUAUAAAUGUACAGAAAGUAACAAAGCCUUUAAUCAGCACUCAAACCUUAUCCAUCAUCAGAGAAUUCAUACUGGGAAGAAAUUAUACAAAUGUACAGAAUGUGGCACAGCCUUUAAUCAGAGUUCAAACCUUAAUAAACAUAGGCGAAUUCAUACUGGGGAGAACCCAUACAAAUGUAAAGAAUGAGGCAAAGCUUUUAACUGACACUCAAACCUUACUUGCCAUAAAAUAAUUCAUACUGCCAAGUAGUCUUACAAAUAUAAAUAAUGUGACAGAGCCUUGAAGUGAACCGUCAGCUCACUCAGCAUCAGAGAGCGUGUGCUGGAGACAGACCCUACAAACGUAAUAAGUGAUGAAACAGGUUUGUCCUAAGCAUACACAUCAGAAAAUGCCAGAGGGUUCAUCCUGGGAAGAACGUUUAAUUAAUGCUGUGAGAAAUGUACAAAACGAAUUUAAAAACUCAGGUCUAAAUAAAUAUCAGAGAGUUCAUCAAAGAUAGCAUUCAGUCAAUAACCCUUUUCUGGUAUUACUUUAAAUCAGGAUAUUACAGAAAAUAAUCCAUAGUUAAAACACUUAGAAAAAUUAUUUGUUACUUGGACCAUAGGAUCAAGGUGAGAGAUGUUGGACAAUAUAAUUAUU
Molecule: messenger RNA, 4449 nt
Organism: Cervus elaphus (red deer)
Lineage: Eukaryota; Metazoa; Chordata; Mammalia; Artiodactyla; Cervidae
Product: zinc finger protein 208-like
Source: RefSeq, a predicted model, not a curated record